This is a messenger RNA of Schistosoma spindalis, 2616 nucleotides long. NCBI's taxonomy places the organism in Eukaryota, Metazoa, Platyhelminthes, Trematoda, Strigeidida, Schistosomatidae. The record is from the annotation of a GenBank genome assembly.
AUGGUUGAAGUUUACAAGCUGAGAUGCACUCUAUCGGGUCAUAAGAGCGACGUCCGUGCAGUUACUUGUCUUUCAGAUACCAGAAUUGUUUCUGCUUCAAGGGAUUUAACAGCAAGGACAUGGCAUAUUUCCAAAGAAGGUUGUGAUGGCUGUGAAGAUAUGGUUCUUCUCGGGCAUACAAAUUAUGUAUCAGCUGUGUGUUGUCAAGACUUAGACAACGAAUGUCGUAUUCUAACAGGAUCACAUGAUAAACUAAUUCGAGGGUAUAAUUCCAUGUCUUCAGAAGCUCUUUUCACGUUAGAAGGGCAUAAAGAUACAGUAUGUACUUUAGCGGUUGGAAAUCACAAAACCAUAAUUAGUGGUUCUUGGGAUAAAUCAAUCAAAAUAUGGAAGGAAGAAAAGUGUGUCUCUACUCUCACAGGACAUCAAGCAGCAGUAUGGUGUGUACUCGUUAUGUCGGCCGUAAAUAUAACCGGUCAUAUUGAUGAUUUAAUUGUUAUCUCUGGUUCAGCUGAUCAAACUAUACGUAUAUGGUGCCUACGUGGCCUUAAUCAAGAUAUAAGUUCACCUGACAUAAUUUUAUUAAAUUCUUUAAAUGAACACAAAGACUGUGUGCGCGCCUUGGCACGUAUUGAUGAUUCACGAUUUUUAUCAGCAAGCAAUGAUGCCAGUAUAAGAGCUUGGGAUGCUACUACGGGCAAAUGUAUUGGAGAGUUUUAUGGGCAUACAAAUUUUGUUUAUGGAUUGGCUUGUUCACCUAAUUUUCCAAAAUUUGUUUCCUGUGGUGAGGAUAGAAGUAUUCGUGUCUGGCUUUUACCUUCGGCAAGUGAAUGGGCUCCUGAAAAAAACUUCAGUUGCUUUCAAACUAUUCUGUUGCCAUGUCAGUCUGCCUGGUGUGUAGCUAUGGUACCGAAUGGUGAUAUUAUUGUCGGAGGCAGUGAUUCAAUGAUUCGGAUAUUUUCAUGUGAUUCAACACGACAAGCAUCUUCAGAUGUCUUGAAACUUUAUGAGACAGAAUUAGCCAAUUUUAAGAUUACAGUUCCUGGUUCUUCUGGAGCUGGAGAUUUAGUUUUGAACAAUUUACCGGGACUUGAGGCUUUAACGAGACCAGGGAAAUCGGAAGGACAGAUCAUGGUCAUUAACGAUAGUGGUCGUUCUGUUUGUUAUCAAUGGUCUUCACAUGAUACUCGAUGGAUUGAAGUUGGUGAUGUUGUGGGAAGUCAACCUUCUAAUCGUCAAGUUCAUGAAGGCAAAGAAUACGAUUUUGUAUUUACGGUUGAUAUUGAUGAUAGCAUGCCUGGGCUUAAACUACCUUACAAUCGUACUGAAGAUCCCUGGUUUGCAGCUCAUUCUUUUAUUCAAAGACAUGAUUUACCUGCUGGUUAUCUGGAUACAGUUGCUAAUUUCAUUAUUCAAAAUGCAGGACCUUCAAUUAAUCCAGUUGUCAGCAAUGAUCUUUCUCAUAGUGACCCUUUUACUGGAGCACAUCGAUAUAUCCCAAAUAACUUUUCUUCGACGGCAACCAAGUCUACCACAAAUGGAACAUCAGUUUUUACAUCUCAUUUUCCACCCGAUACCUUUAUAUCUAUGAAAUCAAUCAGCCUUGGUCCUUUGAUGACUAAGCUAGAGUCGUUCAAUGUCCGAUCACCGAUUCCAUUAAAUAAUGAAUUCUUAGAAGCAUGUAGAAAAUUCAACAUUGAUGAUUGUACUGAAACUGAAGCUGUUCAUCUUACUACUCAUAUUCUAGAUGCAAUAAACAAGUGGACUCCCGAUACAAUAUUUCCCUUAUUGGAUAUUUUACGGUGUUUAGUCUUUUGGCCGAUAUCCAGUGAUAUUAUAUUUGAAACAACAAAUUGGAAUUAUUUAUUGUCAAUUAGUUUUAACAAUCCUGAUUUGUCAAGUGCAAAUUGUUUAUUAAUGUUACGUCUAUUAGUAAACUCUUUAACUGCAGAUGGUCCAAGAUUUAUUGACACAAUCCAGCGUCAAUCCGUGUCGUCAUCAUCAUCCUUAACAAAUAGUAGUGAUAAGCCGAACGUUGUACCAAAAUCUUUAAUUACUGCCGUUGGAAUAACUGGGAGAUUAGUUGAACUUGUUAAUGAUAAUAAAUUGCAGUUUGUAACACGUAAACCACAUCAGGUUGCGUUGGCCAAUUUGAUGUAUAAUAUGUCUGUACUUGUUCAUUUGUCGAAACCGUUAUCUAUUGAGUCAAAUAUAUUUCCUCAACUACGCUUUAUAUCUGGUGUUUGUAUUAGAAUAAGUCUUAAUAUUUUAUCACUUGUCUUGGAUCAUGGUUGUAAUGGUGUCACACAAUUACACCCUGAAGCUGUAAAUCAAUUAUUUGUAUCAAUUGGUACCUGUUUAUUAUCAGUAACUUCAGGAUUAAAUUCAACAGAUGAGCAGUUAAAAACACAACGUAUUCGUAUUCUUGCAUCAGCUAUGAUUGGUUUGAAAGAUUUAUCCCGAAGUGUUGAUAACGAUGUAAAUAUUGAUAAUAAUGUUGAUGAAAUUACCGCCUGGGAAUUAGUUCGUAAAAUUAUUAAUUACUGGAUAACAACACCUACAGUUUGUUCUAAUGUACGAGCAUGUGCAUCUCAAUUACUUUCAAUUUUAGAAUAA